AUGUUAUCUGAUUGGUCGCAAGCAAGUAUUACAACACCAUUUGCUACUGUAACUGAUAUAACUUCCGAAAUGGAAUUACAUGCAUAUCAAUGGUCUGUAAAAGUUAAUCAACUUGAUAUAUUGUUUUCUUUUAAUAAUUUCUACAUAGUUCCUUCUUCAAAAAGCGUUAUGCCAACAUCAACAUGGUUAGAUCUUUACAAAUCAAGUCAAUGA
Molecule: messenger RNA, 213 nt
Organism: Rotaria sp. Silwood2
Lineage: Eukaryota; Metazoa; Rotifera; Eurotatoria; Philodinida; Philodinidae
Source: the annotation of a GenBank genome assembly